GAUGAGAUCCGGGUCGUCUGCCUCCAUCCCGGUCCUAUGCGAACAGAGUCACCCAUCACCUGUGAUCUCAUCACCGUAGAUCUGGAGAUAGCCCCCUCAUACGAGGCCUUGUCAUAUGAAUGGGGCAGCUCAUCCAGCAAGAAGCACACCAUUCGGCUCAAUGAAAGGCUAUUUUCCGUGAGAGAGAAUCUUUGGCGGGCCUUGUACAACCUCCGGGAUGCGCGAGAGCCAAGAAGUCUCUGGAUUGACGCGCUCUGUAUCAACCAAGACGAUAUCCAUGAGAGAAACUGUCAAGUAUCGAGAAUGGGGGAUAUCUAUUCACAGGCUGCCAGGGUUGUAGCCUGGAUUGGAGAGGAUGAUUCCGAGGCGAGAAAAGGCUGUGCCUUUCUAUCAGAGCUGACGGCGUGCAAGUGGGUAGCUCUGAGCAGUUUGUGUACGCGGAGUUACUGGUUUCGUCUUUGGAUUAUCCAAGAGGUGCUCCUCGCAAGUGACCUGCUCAUC
Hyaloscypha bicolor E is the source of this 501-nucleotide messenger RNA. Its product is annotated as HET-domain-containing protein. Lineage: Eukaryota; Fungi; Ascomycota; Leotiomycetes; Helotiales; Hyaloscyphaceae. The annotation marks the transcript as partial. The transcript has 2 exons. The record is from RefSeq and is a predicted model, not a curated record.